Messenger RNA from Desarmillaria tabescens, 228 nucleotides. RefSeq lists its product as uncharacterized. Lineage: Eukaryota; Fungi; Basidiomycota; Agaricomycetes; Agaricales; Physalacriaceae. Bases 1 to 228 code for a protein of 75 amino acids. The record is from RefSeq and is a predicted model, not a curated record. The transcript is spliced from 2 exons.
AUGAGGGCAGAUCAGGAACAAAGGAAAAUUGAAAUCUUUACUUUGUAUAUUAUGGGCCUCAAGAAUCGCUGGGUUGAGAAUGGCCCGCUGCCUGAAAAUUGGACCCUGGCAGGAGUGUUUGCAAAGCUCGAUGAGCUCGAGGAUAUGAUCACGCAACGGUUCAAGGAAGUCAAACAUUAUUUUGUGGAGGUGGAGGAGCGCUGGAAUCUAGAGGAUCUACAUAUCUAG